Molecule: messenger RNA, 2200 nt
Organism: Hypoxylon trugodes
Lineage: Eukaryota; Fungi; Ascomycota; Sordariomycetes; Xylariales; Hypoxylaceae
Exons: 2
Coding region: 138-1616 (492 amino acids)
Source: RefSeq, a predicted model, not a curated record
CAGCUAUUGUUUGAAUUGAAGUUUUGGAGAUAACUUCAUACCCCUGACUCCUGAAUUUGUGAGCAAGGACCAGAAGCUGCCACCCCUUUCUAUAAAGUUGUUGUACUAGUUUUUUUUUUAUCUAUGAAAUAAAUAAUAUGUCUUCCGAAGCGCCAAUCUUCCAUCUUUUCCCUCAUUUGCCGUUCGAACUGCGACGAGAAAUAUACAUCUUAGCUACACCGCCUCGAAUUGUUGACGUGCGGGAAUCUUGGAAUUUCGAGGACCAAGACGAGUUUAUGGAAGAAUGGCAGGAGAGCGGCCUUGACGUUGGGGAAUAUGAAGAAUUUAAGCUCGUAUAUGCUCGUGACAAGUUUUUGGAACGAUAUGGAACCGAAAUGCUUCAGACUAAGUUGCAUCCCGACCUCGCGUAUUUUGCUCACAGUUGGAGACAUCGCAUACCAGUACGAGGAAGAGAAAAUAGCCAAGCACUCCUAGAGCCGUACGGAUUUACCUCUAAAAAUGCCCUGCGCCAGCCAUGGACACCUACGGAUGAGAUACCGGAAAUUCCACUCCACUGGCUCGAGAAUCACCUAGAUGUGGCCUUUAAUCUCAUUCGAGACAGCUAUCUCUAUAGCGAAGCCCCAAUCCCGGCGCUAUUGCAUAUGUGCGUUGAGUCUCGCCAAUUUCUGAUGGAUUUUGGAUAUCGGCUCUCGUUUGCUACGCGCACACAGGGACCACGUACAUGGUUUCACUUCGAUCGCGACAGAUUAUAUCUUCGCGAGCGUCAUCAACCCUUCAACGACACGGGACCAGGAUAUAUAGACUAUGAUGGUACACUGUGGCAUUCCUACUGGAAUAUUCUUGGACAAUUCCUAUCUACAGAUUUGCAACGGGUUAAACGUCUCGUUUUACCUGGGGGUAGAUGGGUCCACUUUCGCGUACUGGAUACAACCGAGACUCUCUUGCGAAUAAUGCCGAACCUCGAGGAAAUGUUCGUCGAGCGCUGGGAUACGAACGACUUUAAUUCGUGGUAUCACUCUACGGCUAGGGAUAACCACAACAAGUAUGACCCUGGACGAUUCUGGAGUUGCUUCCCUGCCGAAGAAAUCGACGAAGUAGCUGCAGCUUUCUUCAACGAGGGGCCAUACGAUUAUGAGCGGAGUGUGUCAUUAGAUGGAAUCGACAAUAUUAUCAAGCACCAGGAUAAGAUAGUACCUACCGGGGCCUAUUUCGAAGAUUGCGCAAGAAGCAUCAAGUUAGAGUUUAAAUGGCAGAGAAAAAGGGCCGGCGCUCGUUGGAAAAUCCCCAAAAUUAAGUUCGUAAAUGUCUCUUCGGAAUCUGUGGCCGAGCGGUUUGUACAUGGGCGACGGGAAUUCUGGCACUAUUACAUGGAAUUGAAGAAGGCCUACGCAAGAGACAAUCCAUUCAUACCUCUGACAGUCAAUUGCUUGACGCCGCCGCCUCCAUUUUAUGUGAAUUGGAACUCUGGAGAUUUCAGGGAACGAUUUGUUAAGCUUCAAGAAAAAAUCUCCGUUCAAAUCAGUAUUCCGGGUUUAUGCUACACUACUAACACAGACGACUGGCCUUCAUACGUUACGAAUGGUGGUGCUACGGAACCAAGUUUGGAGAUCCUGUAGUUCGUCUAUAUUGGAAUGUCGAAUGACUUACAAGUUCGGAAGCAAAGGUUUUGGCUAUGAAUAGAGGAAAGUUGGUUGAUGGUUUAUAACCGAUCCACCUACAAACACAAACAGGACUACCGACUGAUGAGGUCGUAUACUGGAUAUUUUAGAAGGACCCGCCAAUCAGUUAUCUACCAAUCUAGCUAUAAUGAACCUCCACGCACAACAUAAAGGCUGCUUGGCCCAAUUGGAAAGGCGUCUGACUACGAUCGAGUAUGUAUAACAUGAUCGGUUAGUUAUCAGGAGAUUCUGGGUUCGAGCCCCAGGGUGGUCAAUUUUGAUGGUGGAGUCUGCUAGAAAUUUUUCUCUCGUCAACGGAUCCUCUAUAAGGCAUUAUGCGGUAUCCAUUUAGGGCCUAAGGUAUAGAGUCACCGAAAUACGCCCUAGUUUACUUUUUUGGCUAUUAGUUUAGACCUCUCUUCCUCUUCUUGAAAUGAGUAGAGGAGGUUCACAGCUUCAUCCAAGCCUGGAGGCGCGCUUGAAUCAAAAUAGGAUCGGCCUCAUACAGUAUAUCACGGGAAUUAUUAUAGGGAGUAAACAUG